Messenger RNA from Arvicanthis niloticus (Nile rat), 1296 nucleotides. The record is from RefSeq and is a predicted model, not a curated record. Lineage: Eukaryota; Metazoa; Chordata; Mammalia; Rodentia; Muridae.
UUCUACAUUGAUCUCAUGACAGCAAGUUAUGCAGGCAUAUAUAAAUGUUACUAUAAGAGUGCUGCUGGCUUUUCAGAGCAUAGUGAUGACAUGGAGCUGGUGAUGACAGGAGCCUAUGAAAAUCCCAGCCUGUCCGUCUGGCCCAGCCCUGAUGUGACCUCCAGAGUUCCCAUAGCCUUUAACUGUAGCUCAUCCAUAGGAUUUAGCAGAUUCAUUCUCAUCCAGGAAGAAAAAUAUAACCUCUCAUGGAUCCUGGACUCACAGCAUCAGGCCAAUCAGCCAUUCUAUGCUACUUUUGUUCUGGAUGCUGUUACUCCCAAACACAGUGGAACCUUCAGAUGCUAUGGCUCUUUUAGAAAUGAACCACAGGUUUGGUCACAAUCAAGUAACCCUCUUGACCUCAUGGUCUCAGAUUCUGUUGACCAGUCCCCUACCCACAUUGAAGAUGAACCAUCCAUGAUCACCAUGCUCACACUGCUGCUGUACUUUGGUCUUAUUUUGGAACACAGAACUGCAGUACAGGCAGGACUACUCCCAAAGCCCAUCAUCUGGGCUGAGCCAGGCUCUAUGAUUGCCCUGUAUAAACCUGUGAUUAUCUGGUGUCAGGGGCUCUCAGAGGCCCAGGAGUAUCUUCUGCUAAAAAAUCAAAGCAAAAAUCCUUGGGACAAACAAGUACCUUUAGAAACCAGAAAUAAGGCCAAGUUCAGCAUUGAAUACAUGACAGCAACUUAUGCAGACAUAUAUAAAUGUUACUAUAAGACUGCUGCUGGCUUUUCAGAGCAUAGUGAUGCCAUGGAGCUGGUGAUGACAGGAGCCUAUGAAAAUCCCAGUCUGUCCAUCUGGCCCAGCCCUGAUGUGACCUCUGGAGUUCCCAUAGCCUUUAACUGUAGCUCCUCCAUAAGAUUUGGCAAAUUCAUUCUGAUCCAGGAAGGAAAUUAUAACCUCUCAUGGAUCGUGUACUCACAGCAUCAAGCCAAUCAAUCAUUCUAUGCUACUUUUGUUCUGGAUGCUGUUACUCCCAACCACAAUGGAACUUUCAGAUGCUAUGGCUCUUUUAGAAAUGAACCACAGAUUUGGUCAAAAUCAAGUAACCCUCUUGACCUCAUGGUCUCAGAUUCUGUUGACCAGUCCCCUACCCACAUUGAAGAUGAAGCCCCAGCCUCACACCACCAAGAUCACACAGUUGAGAAUCUCAUCAGGAUGGUUUUGGCUGCCUUGGUUCUUGUGACUCUGGUGAUACUGCUUUUAGAGGCUUGGAACUUCAAGAAAGUGGAACAAGAUGCAACCAGGACAUAA